AUGGAAGCAGUUAGUGCUGUGUCCUUUGUUGACUUUGUCCCUAUGUAUUUGUCUGUGGCGAUUCAGGUGGAGGAGGUUUGGGUAGGAUGUUUUUGUGGCGCUCCGUUGGAAGGGGGGGAACUGAUUGCGACUAUCUGGGGGCAGAGGAGCAGGAGGGGGAGGGGCAUGCAGGCCCGAACGCUGAUCGGGGCCGUUGCGCUGACGGCGGUGUUGGAAUUGAGGCCUUCUUGCACCAGUCCACGGAUUUUCUCGUGGUUUAAGCUGCCCACCCAAGGCCGAUUGCUGUUGGUGGGGGCGUUGGGGCGCGGGAUACUGUUGCAUAGUAGGGCGCAUAUGCCGCUGAUCCUGAGGGGUUGAGAUCGAGGAGUGGUUCGGAGGCUAGUUUUGCAGUAAUAGCGGGACUGUUUGCUGUGAUUUAUCUCCGAGGGUACAAGGUGGUCCAGAAGGGGGCGACAAGUGCGUCCGCGGAAGCGGUGCUCCAAACUGCGAGCCCAGUGCUUGAUGACAUUGGAUGUUGA
Molecule: messenger RNA, 518 nt
Organism: Tuber aestivum (summer truffle)
Lineage: Eukaryota; Fungi; Ascomycota; Pezizomycetes; Pezizales; Tuberaceae
Source: the annotation of a GenBank genome assembly